GUUGUUUUUCCAAAUCAAAAAAUGCUUAUGAAAGCUCUUCUUUAGGGAGAGUGUAGCAUCAGCAUUUCAUGAAUGUACGUGGCAGGGGAAAACAUCCAGGACUGAAGGAAAAUAGACCUGUUGGUUCAGAUGAUUUUAGCUCAGCUGAUUCAGGACACAACCUCCAGCCAAUCUGUCUCUGUUUUCAUGAACAAAUAUAAAUUCAUCAAGAAUUAAUCACUUGUGAUUUUGCUAUUACAAACAAACCUGAAGGUCAGGCGAUCGGGGGGAAAUUGCAGUUGACUGCCAGAAACCUUGGCAUCUCUGAUAGCUGAAUAUUUUGGGCAGAUGAAAUGUAACCUGCUGUGGUGCAGCAAGACAGAGGCGUGCAAGAGUGGGCUGGCAUGGAUCAUGAGGAAUCCAGGAUGCUUCAGUGGCAAGUAACAGGGGACCCGAGCCAGGGGAUAGAAAUAUAAUCUGCUGACAUUGCUUUCUGUUUAAAAAAAUUAGGGGAAAAACCCUAUCUAUGACCACUUCCCUAUUCCUUUUCCUCUUUUCUCUGCACGGUGAGAUCUUGCACCUCUUUAGUACUUCCCUCCAAAAACCUCAUGAAGGAGUUUCUCACACACCCUCCCCUUCAAAGACACAUUUGAUGGUCUUUGGUAUCGCUUCUCCCGAGUUUCUGUGCUCCUAAAGCACCAUUUCAGCAUCUCAGUGCUUCUUUCUAUUAAUGUUCUUCAGCUUGCAUGGAGCCCUGCUCUCCUGGGGAUGGCUGCACACCUGCCUGCCCAUGGGAACUGGUGAAUUAAUUCCUCAUUUUGUUUCGCUUCUGUCCACAGCUUUUGCUUAGCCCAUUGAAGUGCCUUUAUCUUUUUGUCACUUUUACUCUUCCAACUCUCUGUCUGACCCCACUGCUGGGGGAAUGAGCACAUAGCUAUGUAGUUGCCAGCUGAGAUGAAACCUAAGCCACGACACGAGAGCUGAGAUAAUUUCUUGGUUCUUUAGAUACUGAAGGGAAUUUACUGUUGUAAAAACAUGACUGAUGGGUUUUUCCCCCACCCUCAUCUCCUGUUCCUGUCUAUAUGGACCUCGUCUGGAACCCCAGCAAGCUUUUCUGGUGAAACAUUGCUCCCAUACCCCCACUCUGUUUUCUUUUGGCAGCUCCAUGGUUCAUUUGGCUGAGCCCAAGCCAUGGUGGGACCGCUGUGCCAAAUUAAUUUUUGCUGGGAGACCUGGUGCAUUUUCAGUGCUGCUGGGGCUUCUUGGUGCCCAAAAGAGAAGGAACAGGUGAGGUGACACAUGAUGCAAUAGCAGUAGGUGGGAUCCGUGUGUUGCUAUUGUGUCCUUGGUGUAAAGGCAGAGCUGCACUGGGACGUGGAAUUAGCAAGUAAAAAUAACCCCCUGGAUAGACACCGUGCCACCCUUAUGAUCAGUGUGUUCCUUUGCAAGAACUGGCUUUUUCUAAAAUAGAAGUAAUGAUUCAAUUACUCUGACACCAAAAUAUGAGUUGUCUCCUAAACCAAAUUAAAGCAAGAAGAGAGAUAUCUAAUUAUUAAGCAUAUAAAUCUUGCUUUCAACGGCCCAGAUUUGCCUCACAGUGCAUUACAGGCUCUAAGCUGUAGGUCUAAUUUAGUGAUAGAACAAACUACUGAAAAAGAAAAAAAAAUUACAGAACAGAUGAAUCAUUCUCACUGCAGGAAAGUAUAUUUAAUGUUACAGUGAAAUUAUUGCUUUAUCAUAAUUUUAAUUAUUUUUAUUUAACUUUUAAAAAAGGGUCUUCCAUGUUAUAUUAUGCAAGUUUAAGCAAUAGGAAUUUGAGCUGCAGAAGUGUGAGAAAUUUAUUCUUAUUUUUUAAACUUUCCUAAGACUUAGAACAGGUGGAAUAUAAUGACUGCAUCAGGUUAUUUUAAAAUUUGAUCAUAGAAUCCUAGAAUGGGCUUGGUUGUGACAGGAAUGAGGAGGUGCUGACUCCUGACUAAAUGAUGAACUUAGUGUGUUUCUGGAAAAAACAUAAAAAGAAAAUUUACAGCUUAUAUUUUCUGUUAAGCUUCUUUUUUUGGAUUUGCAGUCAAUUUAUAUGUCUGUUUGCCAUACGCUGGAAUACAGAAGGAAAAAUUGCCCCUGGAACACAGAAGGAAAAGUUGCCUGAGUGUUCAUUUUUCUUUAGAAAAGCUGGUAAUGCCUCCUGUUCAAUCCUAAUUCAACAGAAAUUCACUGUUUCAUCUAAAUGCAAAUGCCACACCAGGAAUAGGCUGGUAAAACUUGUCAGGAACGGAAGUCCCUAAGUUGUCACCUUCCAUGAAUGCACUUUUCUUUAAAGGGGCAGCAAAAAAAGUUGUGAAAAUGCCUGUACAAGUGCAAGGAAAGUGGUGUAGAAGCUGAGUUAGCUGAAAAUAGAUUUAACCUCCUGCUGUGCUGGAAAAUUAUUUGUCACAUGAAGACCACUUGUCAAAUAGAAGUCCCUUUACAAUACAGGAGGUUCAGUAAUUGCUGCAGUUCUUCAACCCCUCUGGCAGAGGUCCCUGGAAGUUAAACUUUUCCAGAUGCUGCCACUUUCCACACCUGCCAGGGGGAAUUUCUAGCCAGCAAAGGAAAAUGUGGCCUUUGGUAGACGUUCAGAAGUGUUGCCUUACGCUGUUGCCACCAAGAGGCUGCAGCAGAGAAGAACAUUCAUUCCUGCCUUGGAGCAAUGUGUGAAUCAGAGCUGGGGCUUCCAAAUCCACGCGCUAGGAUUUUCCACAUCAUCCGUGUCAUGGCAGAGAAACACAAGAUUGGUGCAAAGGGAAUUCUGAAUGUCAUAAUUAUACACCAGGUAAAAUAUAUAUAUUACUUGGUUCAAUGAGAAAGCAAAACUGAAAUGUCAACAUGUUUGCAUGCAGGCUUCCACACUGGUCCUUUCAGGAAUGCCAAGAGGAAGACAGAGUUAAGAGAACUGCUCAGCUGAUUCUUGUGGCAACAGCAACUAAGUACCAGUUACUUACUUCCCCCAUGCUGAUCUGCUGGGGUGAGCAUUUGCUAGCAAGAAAUGCUGGAGGAGCCUUGAGAAGCUUUGGGGUGACCUAAUUAUGGCCUUCCAGUACCUGAAGAUGUCCUACAGGAUAAAUGAAGAGAGAGUAUUUACAAGGGCCUGGAGUGACAAGACAAGGGAGAAUGGCUUCAAACUGACAGAGACAGUCUGACUUUGGACAUCUGGAAAUCUCCAGUGCAAAUCAGCAAUAAUGAAUGCAAGGAACAGACUAGAUAAUCACGUGGAAUUUAUCAGGUAAGGAGGCAUGUCCUCAAGUCAUAUCUGCAUCCUAAGGCAUGAACAGUUCAACUCUGCAAGCAGGGGUGACUGAAAUGAUCCUUUGAAGCAACCAGCUUUGACGUUUGGAAAAAGGAAUUAAAAAACAAAAGAAUGCUCUAAUUAAGAAAAACAUCAGUCAAAGCUCAAGAAGAAAUCCAAUAUUUUGAUCGGUUCUUUCAUGUGUGCCUGACAACUGCAAAGCAUUAGCAGAGGAGCUCAUUAGAAGGUGCUCACCCAAAGUCCAGAUGAAGGAGCAGAAAUACCCGUGAGUGAAAUGCAAGACUGCUGUGUGGAGGAAAGUUAAAUAUCUGCUACCCUUCGAAUCAUAACACAGGUUGUGAUCUGCUGCCCAGCAUAUCAGUUGUUCCUGCCCUGUAGCCUUGGUGGCUGAUCCCCUCUGCAAACUCCCCUCUGGCUGCCUAUGGGUAUUAACAAGACUGGAGAGUGAGUUUCUGUGCUCGUGCUGGUCCUGGAAGCUGCCACAAGCAAAGGCUGGAAAGUCAAGUCAUGCCACCGGAUCCCGUGGUGAUCAAGGUGACUUUUUUGCAAGGGCCUGACUUUUUUUCAACCAGUUUGUAUUGCCUGUCAAGAAUUUUCAUGUUGACUCUUGGAAAACUGCUGCAGAGUCUUCUGUUUACUAUUCAGUGCUGUUUUCAUCUUCCUUUAGCAGUUUCUUUUUUGAACAGCAGACGGAGGGAACCGCUCGCACUGCCGCCGCUGCUCCAGCUGCGUGUGUAUGUGUGUAAACAGGAUGGUGUAUCUGUAGCUGCAAACACACAUUUGACCAUGAGGACUCUUCGCAGGUUGAAGUUCAUGAGUUCGCCCAGCCUCAGUGAUCUGGGCAAGAGAGAGCAGGCAGCCUUGGAAGAGCGGGGGAGCCAGCAGCGCCGGGCCUGCUCCAACGCUACCUGGAACAGUAUCCACAAUGGAGUGAUAGCAGUGUUCCAGCGUAAGGGUCUCCCAGACCACGAGCUGUACAACCUCAAUGAAGGAGUCAGGCAGUUAUUGAAAACAGAACUGGGAUCAUUUUUCACUGAGUAUCUGCAGAAUCAGCUGCUCACGAAAGGCAUGGUGAUCCUAAGGGACAAGAUCCGGUUUUAUGAAGGGCAGAAGCUACUGGAUACCUUAGCUGAAACCUGGGAUUUUUUCUUCAGUGAUGUCCUGCCCAUGCUGCAGGCAAUUUUCUAUCCUGUGCAGGGAAAGGAGCCCUCAGUUCGGCAAUUGGCUCUUCUGCAUUUUAGGAAUAUAAUUACCCUCAAUAUCAAACUGGAAGAUGCAUUAUCCCGUUCCAGAGCCAGAGUUCCACCCUCUAUUAUUCAGAUGCUGUUAAUACUUCAGGGGGUUCAUGAAUCGAAAGGUGUGUCUGAAGAUUAUUUGAAGCUGGAAUCCCUGAUCCAGAAGGUUGUUUCUCCAUACCUGGGCACGUACGGUCUGUAUUCCAGUGACGGACCCUUCACGCACUCUGCCUGUAUCCUGGAGAAGCGGUUCUUCAGGCGCUCCAAGUCGGGUGACAUCCUUGCCAAGAACCCCGUGGUGCGAUCCAAGAGCUACAACAAUCCACUGCUGACGCCAGUGGCCGAGUACGAAACGGAGAGCACGGCUGCCAAUGGAACCGGCAUCCGAAGGCACUCCGUCUCAGAAAUGACUUCCUGCUUGGAGCUCCAGGGCUACUCCGACCUCACCACCAUCAUGGACAGCGGCUCCAAGAGCUCCAUGACAGCCCCGAAAAGCUCACUGCCAGGAGACCAGGAGAGGCCCAGCACUGGCUCCGUGCAGUGCACCAGCAAACUCGGCACAGCUGAGCAACAGAAAGGACUCUUCCGCUCCAUUGGUGAUCCACACAGGUCUUUUGAGCUAGACAGAGACACUUCCUUACUUCCAGUUCCCUCUUCCAGCCCUGAGAACAUAGUGGAUCAGAUUUUGGAGUCUAUCCACUCUGAUUCUGAAGGCAUUUUCAUUGAUUUUGGCCGAGGCUGUUCCAAUUCAUCAGCUUACAGUGUGGAUGUGAACAGACAGAGCAUUGUGUGAAGGAUAUUAGGAGACAAACGGUGGGAUUUUAUAUCAGAUAUGAGAGUUACUAAGACGGUGUGUCAGACUAUGGGCAAGCUGUUCAUGCCUGGGGAGAUUUAAGGCAGAUUUGCCAGGUCAUGGUGGCUGUACUGAGCAAACGCCGUUUGUUUAUAGCAGGUGGGAAUCUGCUGAGGGGGAAGCAACUCCAACCGCUUUUCCCCAUCCCUGUCACCCUGCAGAUGGAUUUCCUAUUUCUUUAUAAACUUAGGAGUUCACAAACUCACAAGUGUCUGGUAAAAUACUAUUAGUGCAGCUGGCAGUGUUUGUUCAGGAAAACAGCUCAGCAAAUAGCUUUACUCACUUCUGAUUUUCUAAAGAGGUUUCCUGCAGAUGGUAGGUUGUUCUCUGAACUGUAACACCUCAGCCAGAGUAGAAACAUACCCUUUAAAAACAAACAAACAAAUACAAAAGGCUUUGGGCUUUCAUGCCACAGAAUACAAUAAUAAAAAAGUCUCUUUUAAUCUUUUUCUUGUACAUCCUUGUAUGCACUCCUUUGCCUAAUGGUGACCUAAAGUUCUCGAAGAAAGGCAAAUAAACAGAAAUACACUUCCUGAUGUCACACAGUGCCUAGUGCCUAAUUUUCUGUUUCACUGUUUCCUCAGCCAGUACCUUGUGUCUGGGAGAGUUGUCUCAAAAUUGGCUUUCAAGACCAAAAUUGAUUUCCUCUGACCGUGGCACUUCUGAGAAAUCUGUAAUGUCAACUUCUGAAGCAUCUGUGCUAUGGAGAGAUUCCAUCAUAUACGUGUUUCCUAAAUAAAUGAAAAUAUGGCCU
Molecule: messenger RNA, 6107 nt
Organism: Lonchura striata (white-rumped munia)
Lineage: Eukaryota; Metazoa; Chordata; Aves; Passeriformes; Estrildidae
Source: RefSeq, a predicted model, not a curated record